UUGGUUUUUUAACCAAAAUAAAAUUCAAUAUUUUAUCUGAUUGUCAUUGUACUGCUGAAAAAUCUUAGCCACAUGUUUUAUACAAAAUAAGAGAAGUAUACUGUCAAAUUUCAUGUACUUUCUACAAACAUUGCAAUAAUGGAGCCAGACUGGUAACUUAAUAAAAAUAUAUGCUUUCAUUGCCGUAGACCUUUGUUGCUAUUUGCAGUACAUGUUUAGUUGUUUAGUUGCCAUUUGCUAGAGCCAAACCAAUCAUUCUUCAUUUGAUCACUGUGUCUUUACUUUGAUUCAAAGGCUACAAGACUUCACAACUACCUUUAGUUUUGUUCUUUGCUCUUGUUCCUCAUUUCCUGGAUCAUAACCCAACCUCUUCAAUUUGCCUCAUCAAUUCCUCUUCUAAGAGAUGACUUGUGAAACCAAGACAUGGUUGGUUAUGCUUCUUUUCUUGGUUGCUAACUACAUGAUGCAACAUUGUGUCCAUGGGGUAUCCCAAGUUCCUUGCCUUUUCAUCUUUGGGGACUCUUUAUCUGAUAGUGGAAACAACAAUGAACUUCCAACCUCUGCAAAAUCUAAUUUCAGACCAUAUGGGAUCGACUUUCCAUUAGGACCAACUGGAAGAUUUACCAAUGGCAGAACAGAAAUUGACAUAAUUACUCAACUUCUGGGAUUUGAGAAAUUCAUUCCACCCUUUGCAAACACUAGUGGUUCAAACAUACUUAAAGGUGUUAACUAUGCAUCAGGUGGAGCUGGAAUACGCAUUGAAACCGGCUCGGACAUGGGUGCUACUAUCAGCUUGGGAUUACAGUUAGCAAAUCACAGAGUCAUAGUUUCUGAAAUUGCUACGAAACUUGGAAGUCCUGACUUAGCUCGACAAUACCUUGAAAAGUGCUUGUAUUAUUUGAACAUAGGCAACAAUGAUUACAUGGGCAACUACUUCCGUCCCCAGCUCUACCCAGCAAGCCGCAUUUAUAGCCUUGAGCAGUAUGCACAAGCUCUGAUUGAAGAGUUAUCUCUGAAUUUGCAGGCUUUACAUGACCUUGGAGCGAGAAAGUAUGUGUUGGCUGGGUUGGGCCUUAUAGGAUGCACACCAGCUGUGAUGCAUUCUCAUGGGACAAAUGGAUCUUGUGUUGAAGAGCAUAAUGCUGCUACAUACGAUUAUAAUAACAAGCUUAAAGCUCUAGUGGAUCAGUUCAAUAACAGGUUCUCUGCUAAUUCCAAAUUCAUCCUUAUACACAAUGGAUCAAACGCCCUUGACAUUGCACAUGGGUUUUUGGUUUCGGAUGCUGCUUGCUGCCCAUCAGGGUGUAAUCCCAACCAAAAGCCGUGCAAUAAUAGGAGUGACUAUGUGUUUUGGGAUGAAGUUCAUCCCACCGAGGCAUGGAACCUAGUUAAUGCAAUAUCAGCUUAUAAUUCUACCAUUGAUCCAGCCUUUACUUAUCCAAUGAAUAUCAAGCAACUUGUAGACUGUGAAGUUAAGAGGGAAUUGGAGUUCAGGAAUGAGUCCACUUCACAGCUCAGUGCCACUGAAUAAGUUCUGGCUAUCACCUAGUCUUUCAUUUGGAGCUAAAUUAAUUGAGUUGAAUAUGUACGAAGUAAUGGCCUGCUACUGAAUUGAACGACAAAGGGGAAUGAAUCAAGCACAGUUGCUGUUAUGGAAUCCAAUUCAAAAUCAUUAAGCCAUAAUGAUUUGGUUUCAAAAUCCUCUCCUGAAAUUUGAUUUUGUACUGUUUAUACUCUUUUCUUUGUUUAGAACCAAUAUAUUGACAUGAGUUAUACUAUUUAUGUAAUAUUUCUUUACAACAUUAUUAUUUCUCUCUUUCUUAAUCA
This is a messenger RNA of Glycine soja, 1827 nucleotides long. Its product is annotated as GDSL esterase/lipase At1g29670-like. The coding region runs from base 404 to 1531 and encodes 375 amino acids. The record is from RefSeq and is a predicted model, not a curated record. The transcript has 6 exons. NCBI's taxonomy places the organism in Eukaryota, Viridiplantae, Streptophyta, Magnoliopsida, Fabales, Fabaceae. Gene Ontology annotation, molecular function: hydrolase activity, acting on ester bonds.